Messenger RNA from Ostrea edulis (European flat oyster), 3532 nucleotides. RefSeq names its product ras-related C3 botulinum toxin substrate 2-like. The record is from RefSeq and is a predicted model, not a curated record. The transcript is spliced from 6 exons. Gene Ontology annotation, biological process: small GTPase-mediated signal transduction. NCBI's taxonomy places the organism in Eukaryota, Metazoa, Mollusca, Bivalvia, Ostreida, Ostreidae. Bases 196 to 783 code for a protein of 195 amino acids. Gene Ontology annotation, molecular function: GTP binding; GTPase activity.
GUUUUCAUUGGUCAGCUAUAAAUAGAAAAACUCUGCGAUGAAUAAAAAUGGCAACUGUCUGAAGUAUAUGUGAUGCGAUUUCGAUUGAAAUUUUCGCGAAGAAAUACUUAUUGAUAAUGACUAUUUAAUCCAUCAACAACAGAAAACAAGAAGAGGAACACAUACGAAAUAAAGUUACAUAAUUAGAAGUGUGCCAUGGCUCAAGGUCGGCCAAUCAAAUGUGUGGUAGUAGGAGAUGGUACUGUGGGAAAGACAUGCAUGCUGAUCUCAUACACUACUGACAGCUUCCCAGGGGAAUAUGUACCCACAGUAUUUGAUAAUUACACAGCGAACAUGAUGGUUGAUAGCGUUCCAGUCAGCUUAGGAUUAUGGGAUACUGCUGGACAAGAAGAUUAUGACAGAUUACGACCUUUAUCUUAUCCACAGACAGAUGUCUUCUUAAUAUGUUUUAGUGUAGUCAGUCCAUCAUCAUAUGAAAAUGUCACAACAAAAUGGAAUCCAGAAGUUAAACAUCAUUGUCCUGAAGCACCCAUGCUUUUAGUAGGAACUAAAAUAGAUCUACGAGAAAACAAAGAGGCUAUUGGACAGCUGGCUGCCCAGGGUUUAUCUCCAGUAAAGCGAGAACAGGGUAUCAAGUUAGCCAACAAAAUACGGGCUGUCAAGUACAUGGAAUGUUCUGCACUCACUCAGAGAGGUCUUAAACAGGUAUUUGAUGAAGCUUGUAGAGCAGUGUUGCAGCCACAACCAAUUAGAACAAAAAAUCAUAAAUGCCAGCUUCUAUGAUCUGCGUCUUUCAUCUGUUCAUCGCUUUGGGGAUCCGAUGCCAUCAGACACCAUCAUCUACCUGUCCAUGUUCAAUGUGUGUCACGUCAAAAUAUCUGUCAAUAGUGUAACGAAUUUGUGUUAUGUACACUCGCAUGUGUCAUCAAAGGACGUAGAAAUGAAUUGUACAGUGUUUUUGUUAAACAUGUAUGUACAGGCUAGUUUUCACAUACAUGUUUUAAGAUUAAGUUCAUUGAGAAUGAUUUACUUUUAAGACUUUCCUUCCUUGACAAAUAUUAUCAAAAGGGAAAAAAGUCUGUAUCCCCCCCCCCUUUUUUUUUAAAAAAAAAUCUUUUAAGUUAAAAGUACAUGUACAUGUAGUACUUGGUAUAGUGUUGUAAACAUAUUUUAGUAUGUGAACAAUUAUGCCUUAUAUUUCACUUGCUUUUAAAAUUGUGUAUUGGGAUACUUAAUUAUAUACAGAUUGAUACAUUUGAGAAUACUGUUUUAGCCAACAAAAUAUUUCCAUAAAACUCCAUCAUUUAUAAUAUUGUAAUUUUAAUGAAGUUCACGAACUGAAUAUAUUCAGAAUUAUUUUCCCAUGAAAAACAGAGUACAUGUAUUUAAUGUUUUUUAAACAAUUGAUGCAAUUUUUUUGGAAUAGUUAUCGCUUUUGGAUGACUUGUAGAUACCUCUUUUAAAAUUUCCAACCACCCUAUCAUGUUUUUGAUAUCAUAUUUUGUGCUGUAUCAAUAUAUUACUGUAAAAUGAGUAUAAACCAUUUUACAGCGUCAACAUUUUGAAAUAAGUUUAUAUUGAUCCAAUUGAUAUCUUUGUUUUAAAACAUUCUUGCUGGGAGAAUAGACAAUCAGAUAGCUGUAUAGAUUCAUACUGACCUCAUUGAGAUGUGGAUUGGCAUGGGAUCGGAAUUUAGAUAAAUCUUGCACUGUGGCUGUGUACGCGUAGCUUUAGCUUAUUUUGUAUAGGAAUGUGUGGUAUUCUGUUCAUCUUUAAUACUUGGAAUCUGUGAAACUGAUUAAGAAGAAACCUAUGUGAACACUUACAUUGAGAAUGGGUGCCAACCAGUGUGCCUUGGACAGGAUUGCUAUUCAGAGAUUUUAUCAGGUGGUGGGGUAUCAUUUUGCCCACAAUAUAUCCAUUCUAAAAUAUAUCAAAAUGAAAAGACAUCGCUCUGUUUUAAUGGUUUUGAAAGACUAAGAUAAUUGCCUCGGAAGUUAUGGUGAAAUAAUUAUGUAUUUGUCUACUGCAUGAAAAUAAAAGAAAUAUGCAUUUUGUUAUCUUUUUACAUAAACAUAGGAAUUUGUAAUGAAAGAAUUUUUUUUUUUACAUCAUGCCAGAAUGGGCCAUAUGUCAGAAAGGGAGGUUUUUCUAAUGGUUGUGAUCCACUGUUGUCAGUUUCAUGUUGUGUUUAACCUUUGGACUUGGCCUUUUUUGUUGCCAUAGAUUCAGUAAUCUUUUAUAUAAUGUUAACAUGAUACAUAUACUUCAAUUUUGUAUGAAUUUAGAUGCACAUCAAUAUUUACAGGAACAUGCACACCUAGAUUGGUUUUAAUUAAACAUUUGAUGUUGUUUUUAAGUGAUAUUUUUGGAAAUAGUAUUCAGAAAAAUAUAUGACCUUGCAUUUAAUUAUGCAUGCAUAUAUGAAUAUCUACUAUGGCACAGCAUGUAGGUGAAACUUAUAUACAUUAUUGCUAAUCCUGUGUAUCUUUAGUGCAGAAAAAUUCAGUUGAAAAGUUCAUCAAAAUAUUUUCAUUUCUGUAAAGUAAGAUUGUCUGUGUGGCUAUUUUGAUUGGUGAAGUUUACUAUUAUUCCAUGAUACAAAGAGAGACAACUGUGUCAGGAAUGUGGAUAUCUUUGAGCGUAGUUUUUGUUGGUUUAACUUUUGUAUUAACAAGUAACAGUAUCUAGUCAUUCAUUUUAGUGGGUUCUCAUUAAAUGUUCACAAUCGUUUUUAUUACAGUAAAUUUCAAGGAAAUAUUGUGCACUGGUAUUGUAGAUUUAUUUUAUGAUGCAGUAUUUCGGAGAUGUGGACGUGUUGGGGAAAAAAAAUCAUGAAAACUAUAGAACAUUUUCCAUCUUUUAUUGCAUCAGAUUUGAUGUCUGUAUCAGUGUUAAUUAUAAAACAGCUUUUGGGGAUAUAUUACAAUGAAAUAAACUUGCUGUUGGAAUGAAUAGCCCAUCCAGCAUGUAAACUCUGUAGGCCUACAUUGUAGUAUGCAGUUUUUACAACUUGUCCCUCUCUUUUUUUUAUUACCCCAUCCUCGUCUUUUGCUGAGAAUCUAUGUUGUCAGGUGGAUCAUUACCAGUCAUGUCCUGUGACUUUUGAGCUCUAAAAUGUUCAGUGAAAAAUAUGCAUGAAAAAAUGGGGAAAAAUUAGAAUACAAAUAUUUUUUUUUAAUUGGGUUUUUAUUCAGUUGAGUAUUAAUCCAAAAUAUUAACAUUAUUAGUAAGCUAUUUCAUAAAGGAACAUUAAAUUUUAAAUAUCUAUGUUUACGGUACUCAGACAGGGUUAUAGUGAAUGACUGGAUGUUGCUCCACCUUUAAAACUGGCUGGAAAGCUCCUGCUGUGUCAGGUCAUGUGAUCCGAAAUAAACUGUGGCUUUCAUUUGGAUGCACCGAUGCUAUUAAAGAAGGCUCUGGUUUGCAUAUGUGAUUAUGAAGUUAGCUGUAAAUUUUUGUAUGUCAUAUGCUAUGUCUUAUAUCAUAAUUCAUGUCACUUGUGCAAUAUAGAAUAAACACUACAAUGGAC